Syngnathus acus (greater pipefish) is the source of this 3965-nucleotide messenger RNA. Its product is annotated as tyrosine-protein phosphatase non-receptor type 1-like. The coding region runs from base 444 to 1751 and encodes 435 amino acids. Lineage: Eukaryota; Metazoa; Chordata; Actinopteri; Syngnathiformes; Syngnathidae. The record is from RefSeq and is a predicted model, not a curated record. The transcript is spliced from 9 exons. Gene Ontology annotation, molecular function: protein tyrosine phosphatase activity. Gene Ontology annotation, biological process: protein dephosphorylation.
AGCGAGCACUAGCGACAAGAUGCCUCAGUGCGCGCUCCCGUUGGCGUCGCUCUACAGCUGCCGUAGAAAUGCUAACCUGACUGACUGUUCCUUUCUUUCGAAGUUUUCCAUUUGGGCAUUUACGAGCUGUCUUAUCAAGGAAGGCGGCGACGACUUUCUAUGUUUAUCUUUAUUUAUGCCUCUUUGUUGUUUGCCGCCAAGGACGGCAGUUAGCUAGUAGCUCCACCGCGUAAGGCGCUUGUUUGCGGCUCGUUUCCGCUAACAGCAGCAGGCCGAUUUUGAGUCCAAGUCAUCUAUGUUGCUCGAGUGACAACAAAUCCACAGCGGCGGCGUUCUUUGUCCGCAAUUUUUCGACACUUUUACGAGACAAUAACCAUCUCGAUUACAGCGAGGUGAGCUUAUCCACAGCGGGGGAAGGACGAGCGACAGCUGGACUGUCAGCAAUGGAAGCCGAGUUUCGGGAAAUCGAUGACAACAGGAUUUGGAGCGCCAUUUACCAGGAGAUUCGUCAGCAGUCAUGUGAACUGCCCUGCAAGGUGGCCAAACUACCUGAAAACAAGAGUCGGAAUCGCUAUCGAGAUGUUAGCCCAUUUGACCACAGUAGAAUAUGUCUGCAGCAGAGUGCUAACACCUACAUUAACGCCAGCCUAAUAGCGGUAGAAGAGGCGCAAAGGAGCUACAUCCUCACUCAGGGACCCCUACCCAACACGUGCGGUCACUUCUGGGAGAUGGUCUGGGAGCAGCGGAGUUGCGGUGUGGUGAUGCUGAACAGAGUGAUCGAGAAAGGAUCUGUCAAAUGCGCCCAAUAUUGGCCACAGAGAGAAGAGAGAGAUGCGCUCUUUGAGGAUACAAACUUCAAGCUCACCUUUGUUUCCGAAGACAUCAAGUCCUACUACACAGUCCGUCAUCUAGAGCUGGAAAAUCUCGCUACACUAGAGACACGUGAAAUUUUACAUUUUCACUACACCACCUGGCCUGACUUUGGGGUGCCAGAGUCUCCAGCUUCCUUCCUUAAUUUCUUGUUCAAAGUGCGGGAGUCAGGUUGUAUGAAUUCAGACCGGGGGCCAGUGGUGGUUCACUGCAGCGCUGGCAUCGGACGCUCUGGAACCUUUUGCCUGGUGGACACCUGCCUAUUACUGAUGUCUAUCCGCAAAGACCCGUCCUCUGUGCGUAUCCGUGAUGUUCUACUGGAGAUGAGACGCCAUCGUAUGGGCUUGAUUCAGACUGCGGAUCAACUUCGCUUCUCCUACCUUGCUGUCAUUGAAGGUGCUAAAUACCUCAAGGGAGAUUUGUCAUUGCAGGAAUCAUGGAAGGAGUUGUCAAAUGAAGAAGAUGAUCCCCCUGAAUUCACUCCACCUCCCCUCCCACCUCCAAGAGAUCCUCAGAAUGGCAAAGUUGGGCCAUCACUUUUUCCCAUGAAUGACGAGAUUGUGCGACCGAUUGAAAUCCACACUCUGGGGUCCUCACAAGACUCAGAGCUGCGAAGGAGGACCGCGGUCGCCCUCCAGUGCCCUCCCGAUGGUGCCGCUCACCUUGACGGUCACGUGGAAGUCCAAGAUCCAACCUCCAAAUCUGAAACCAAAGCCCAGCCGCAGCACGACAUGGAGCGGCAUCAAGUGGACGAGGCCGUUCGGCAGUCGGUGGAAACAUCCGCAGAGCCUGAGAAUUGGUCUCCCCUCCUCGCCAACGUGUGCCUGUGCACGGCGCUGGCGCUCAGCGCUUACGUCUGCUAUCGAGCCUUCUACCACUGAUGUCUGCCUUCCUCCUCCUCCACUGACUCGCCUGGCCAAAUGUUGUUUUAGUCUUGGAAGCUCAGGGCCUUUUCAAGGUAUUACGUCCUCCAUUCGUCCGUCAACUUAAACACACAAAGCGGCGCCGUUUAGGGAAAAAAGAAAAGAGAGCCACAGAAAUUGAUAAAAGAUGUAACUGAGAGAUGGCAAUUCAGGUUACCCCAGCUGUUGAUUUGGUCAGUGCCUUGACAUAGAUGGCGGCUGACAUGGCUGUUGUCAUUGAAGUUCAAUCCGUUUUGGCGUCAUCAGCAUAGCUAUUAUAUACAUUUGUUUGUUUGAAUUACAUAAUAAUUUCCUUUAUAAUGUAUGAAGGAGUCUUCAAACCACAUAGGGGGAAAGAUUAAAGUAAAGAAGACUAUUCCUUUUCUUUCAGUGUGGCCCUAAAAUUCUUUUACACUCGUGUAAUCUGACCAAUGAAGUCCACUGCAUCUUGAAGGCAGGAAUACGCUUUAGAACGUAGCCAAUCAUAUGGUCCAAACAGCUAUGUCAUAUCUUUUUCCUCUAUUUUUUUAAGCUGCGUCAAGUGGCGAUCAGAAUGGAGUUACACAUUGGCUGAGAAUUGAGUUCCAGCCAUAAGACGGCAUGAGCGGAAGCGCCACUGUGCCCACUAGAAAAGAGCUUGAGUCUGGGGUGACUUAUCUGCCCUCUCUCCGUCAGUGGUCCAUGUUGGCUUGCCAUAGACACAUGCCAUGGGCUCGUACAGUACGUGUAUGUGUCAGUGUGUAGUUAUUGGAGCCUUCGACUGAUGCUUGAGUGACAUCAUCAUAAAAAAUAUUAACAUUUAUAGACCCUGUAAUGUAAAGUGGGAGAUUUGUAUGUUUGAAAAGAAUUGCAAACACAGCUGUGGAGCAUAGCGUUAACUUGUUUUUUCACCAUUCAUCAGGGGGGGGGAGGCGGGGAACUAAAGCAAUUCCUAAUCAAAUAUUUGAGCUUGGACAUGAGCUGUCCCUCCCCCAGAAUAUUAGAAUUUGAACAUGGCGGCUUUGUAGCAUCUUGUUACUGCGGUGUGGAAAAGCCUUGUGAUGACCAGGUGGGGUAUAUUCCAGCCAGUGGGGGCUUGAAGCGAUUCUGUUUUUCCAGCUCAAACAUGCUGCCGUGUGUAGGCAUAACAAAGAUGCUAGAUUUUCCCAAGAAGUGAAGUUUUAGACUGACAGUUCGGUGGAGCAUCGUUUCAGAGCAUUGAGCAGGUGCCCGCAGUGAUAGAGAGCGGAGCUUGAUUUUAUGUUUAAAUUUUGAAGCUGCAUUUUAUAUACUUCACCAUUUUUUUAUCGUUAUUUGGCAGUGUUGUUAACAACACUCUGUGCUGUGUCAUAUUUUCAUUUAUUUACACUUUACAGGGACUUAAGGAAAAUUAAUGUGAACCAAGCUGCCUCCAUUCGUGCAUUUGUCAUCUGAAACGCUUAUCCUCAUGGUUCUUUAUUCUCGCUGCAGUCUCCCAACAGAAAAUAGUUCCAUUGGAGGGUACAAACUUUAUUUUAUAACUUCAAUUGACUGGCGACCAGUCCAAGGUGUACCCCGCCACUCGUUCAAAGUGACCUGGGAUAGACUCCAGCUCACUCGUGACCCUUAUAUGGACAUUAGCUUUUGAUAAUAAUUGUUUUAAAUGGUAUGAAUUGGGGUUCUAACUCUUGGCUGGAGUCAAGACGCCAUAAUGGUGGGUGGCGAGAAGUAUACAGAGCCAAACUACUUGCCAGCAAUACAAACUCAUCCAAUUGUGUCACCUUUAACUUUUGAACAGGGAACCAGGGAUAAAGAACCAAGCCAACACCAGCACAGAGAGAAAAACAAUACACUGUAGUAAUAUUUGGACGGUAUCACCCUGAGCUGGAAAUAAUUUCAACGAUUAUAUUGACUUUUCGCAUGCUGCAUUUGUGAAUCGACAGGUGUGUUCUAAAGUGAUAUUAGUUAUGCUGCUAGUAUUCAACAAAAUGAGUUGGACAGCUGUACAUCUUUUUAUUUGGAAUGUAUAAUUGUCCUAAAGGUGGAUAAAUAAAUAUAUACACACACACACACACAUUUCAAAUCAGGUUUUUAGCGUGCUGAUUUUUUUUGGUUCUGCUUAAUCAAGGGAUUCAACCUCAGCACCUCAAGUUCUCCUGUUUUCUAUCCUGAGCUUAAAAUGUGUAUUUUUUUAUAUACAUUUGUUUGACUUUUCAAAUAAAGGAUUAUACUGCA